Messenger RNA from Thalassophryne amazonica, 2335 nucleotides. RefSeq names its product histone H1-like. Gene Ontology annotation, cellular component: nucleosome. The coding region runs from base 381 to 1016 and encodes 211 amino acids. Gene Ontology annotation, molecular function: structural constituent of chromatin; DNA binding. The transcript has a single exon. NCBI's taxonomy places the organism in Eukaryota, Metazoa, Chordata, Actinopteri, Batrachoidiformes, Batrachoididae. The record is from RefSeq and is a predicted model, not a curated record. Gene Ontology annotation, biological process: nucleosome assembly.
UCUAACGGACUUUGGAGUAUUUAGGAGAGAAAUCAGUGGGCAAAACAACAGAGAAGCGCCUCAUACGGCACCAGACAAGGGAGCUUUCAAGGCUUCUCCAACAAAAUACAGAAAACCUCAAAGCUCUAAAUGACCUAAAUAUGUAGAGACACAAGCCCGCUGUCAUUUUUGUUCGGUUAUAGUGCUCUUUUCUUUGUGCUGGUUUAAAUUUGGCUCGUUUUUCGGUGCAGAGAAAACACAAAGCGGCGCGACAUUCAGGCAGCACAGAGGAAGAGCGGGUUGGGUUGAGUCUUUACGGUUCUCAUGCUGUGUUUAAGUACCGCCUCUGACAAUCUAUUCGUCAGACUCUCAGUGAGGUUUGUGGAUCAACGUCGAAGAUUAUGGCAGAAGUUGUACCAGUUCCAGCCGCAGAUGCCGCUCCGCCGGCCAAAGCACCCAAAGCAACAAAGGCCGCCAAGGCACCCAAGGUCGCCACAACACCCAGGAAGAAACCGAGUACAUCGCACAAGAAGCCUGUCAGCGCUCUGAUCCUUGAGGUGGUGGGUCAGAACAAGAGCCGCUCCGGGACGUCUUUAGUUAAUCUCAAGAAGGGUUUGGUUGCUGCGGGAUACGACGUGGAACACAACAACACCCGCGUGAAAAAAGGCCUCAAGAAUCUGGUGGACCGCGGCGAACUAAUUCACACGAAAGGAGUCGGAGCCUCCGGAUCAUUCAAGAUCAACAAGGCCGCACCUAAGAAGGAGAAGAAAGAGAAGAAGAUCGCCGCCAAGAAAUCCGCUCCCAAAGUCAAAGCGGUUGCUCCCGCGAAAUCCGCAGCAAGCAAGAAGGUGGAUAAGAAGAAGACGACCGUUAAAAAGACAUCGGCGAAGAAGAGUCAGAAGCCAAAAAGUUCCGUAAAGCCAGCGAAGAAGGCACCGAAGACCAAAAAGAGCAGCGUGAAGCCGAAGGGGGCCAAAAAGCCGGCAGUCAAAAAAGCAGCUGCAAAGAAGACUGCGGAAUCCAAAACCAAGAAGUGAGGUGCUGAAAAACUCAAAAACAACAAACGGCUCUUUUAAGAGCCACCCACCUUUUUCCCCAAAAGAGCAUCCUUUAAUGUAAAGUAAACUGUAAUAUGGACUUAUGUGCAUAUAGGGCACGAGUUUCCUGCAGAAAUGUUUUUAACGGUGUAUCGUUGAGAUAAAAAAAAAAACAUUGUUCAGCUUCGAAAGGUGAAAAUUGCAUUUAUUUUGACUUUUUUUUUCAAAAACUUUAUUUCAACAAAUACAAUAACAAACGAACAAAACACAAGGGCAAAGAGAUAUACAAGAAAAAUAAAAGUUGAAGUUCCUUAUGGAGGUGUCAACAUUGUUUCUGUGUUCAACAAAAUAGUUCGUUUUCACUUCACACUUUUUUACAUUUGUAACUUUAUUUUUUUGAUUGAGAAGUUGUGCAACACAGUGCAUUUUUUUUAAAGAUCAUUUAUUUUGACUCGAUUUAACAGAAGCUACCAGUGACGUUGCUGUAUGACGCGGCUCCUGAUUGGUCAGGCGUUUCUGGCGCAGGUUGGCGCCCAUACACCGUCUGAAUCACCGCUGCUUUGAUGGAAUAAGUUAGAAUAUCAUUUCACUUAACCUCAGUGCCUUUAGAAGUGUGAAGACACCGGGGGACAUGGAAGGAAAUCCAUGAAAAAAUGGGAGAACAUAGAAAACGUACUCAGAAACACAGUGCACAUAGCUUCCAUAUAAUGGGGCCUAGAGACCCCAAAUCAUUGCAGGACGGUGCAGGAAAGUAUUUUAAGUUGAGGUGUGUCUGAUUAGUUUCACAUAGCAGAGACAUCCUGCAUUGAUUUGGGGUCUCUAGGCCCCAUUAUGUAGAAAUUACUUUUCCAGAGAAAAUCAAGGGAUUUAAAAAAAAAAAUCAUUAAAAAAGAGAAGAUAUAGGGAAACCUUUUAAGUUCAGGUGUGUGUCUGAUUAGUUCCACAUAAUAGAACCAUGCUGCAUUUAUUUGUGGUCUCUGGGCCCCAUUAUAUAGAAGCUAUUGAAGGGAAAAGAGGAAUUAAAGGAUUAAAAAAUUACUAUAAAAUAGAAGAUUCAAAGAAAUCUUUUAACUUGUUACAGUUUUUAGAUAUUGUUAUGGUUUUAGGCUAGGUGGUGUGUUUUUAUGUGCUAUUGUAUUAAUUGCAUUUUAUGCUUUUUAAACUAUGAUUUUAGCCUUCUAUGGUAUUUAUGUACUAAUUGUGCAAUUAGUAUUAUUGUGGUUUUAAUUAUUACUAUAGAUUUUAAUAUGUAGGACUGCUUUUUUGCAUUUACGCAAUAUCUCUAAAAUCAGAAAGGUCUUGUCUCAGAGUGAUGCUGA